Molecule: messenger RNA, 5300 nt
Organism: Cydia pomonella (codling moth)
Lineage: Eukaryota; Metazoa; Arthropoda; Insecta; Lepidoptera; Tortricidae
Gene: TSG101
Product: tumor susceptibility gene 101 protein
Exons: 1
Coding region: 173-1390 (405 amino acids)
Biological process (GO): protein transport; protein modification process; endosome to lysosome transport
Cellular component (GO): ESCRT I complex
Molecular function (GO): ubiquitin binding
Source: RefSeq, a predicted model, not a curated record
AAAUCUUCCACUGUAGUUUGUUUUGUCUGGUAACCCCACAAUCGAAUUCGAUGACAAAUUUCAUCACAAAUCUUUAUUGACUGAUGUAUUUUGUGAAGUGAUAGCAUUUAUUUAGCAUAAUUGCAUUGUAAUAGAAGUAAUUCACUGUGCAGUUAUACGAUAAAGCAGAAUCAUGGCUAACGACGAAGCUAUUUUGAAACAAUACCUAUCCAAGUACCAGCAUCGCGAUUACACAGCUCGUGAGGUAAUUAAUUUGAUACAAGCACACAGAAGUCUCACUUAUCGUUUGGAGGCCUUUGUUUUCAACAAUGGAACUAGGAAGGAUCUGCUCAACUUAGAAGGGACUGUUCCAGUACACUACAAAGGUGCCUAUUACAACAUACCAGUAUGUAUUUGGCUAAUGGAUACCCAUCCAACUAAUGUACCUCUGUGUUUCGUUAAACCAACGCCCGAUAUGUCUAUCAAGGUCUCCAAAUACGUGGACAGCAACGGGAAGGUCUAUCUGCCAUUUUUACAUGAAUGGAACCCACAGAAAUCAACUUUAUUGAAUCUUGUUCAAGCCAUGAUAGCUGCUUUUGGAGAGUUGCCGCCAGUAUACUCGAAGCCGCGCAGUGAGGUAGCCAGGCCUCCAUAUCCGGUCAAUUCGUUCAUGCCUCAGCCCUAUCCAGGUGCUGGCUAUCCUCAAGUCACACCACAGACAGGCUAUCCACAACCAACACCAUAUCCAACUACAUCCAAUGUGCCUUAUCCUGGAUAUGGCUCUCCAUAUCCUGGUGCUGGUCCAGCUGCUACUAAUGGUGUGCCAUAUCCUCCAUUGCCAGGGAGCACCCCCUACCCCCCACAACAGGCUGCCUAUCAGACUGGACCAGAGAACAACAGUGGAACAAUAACAGAAGAACACAUAAAAGCAUCCUUACUAUCUGCUGUUGAAGAUAAAUUGAGGAGAAGACUCAAAGAGCAAUCCCAGCAGUCACAAGCGGAGCUGGAGACACUGAGGCGGACUCAACAGGAGCUUCAAGAAGGAAAAUCAAGGCUUGAGGAUAUCUUAAGUAGACUGCAGAGGGAACGCUCGGAACUGGACAAGAAUGUAGUUAUUUUACAAGAGAAAGAGAAAGAGCUACAGGCAGCUGUUGAGAGAUUAGCAGAACAAGAAGGAGUAGAUGUGGAUGAGGCAGUGGUGACCACCGCUCCUUUAUAUAAUCAGCUCUUGAAUGCUUUUGCUGAAGAAGCAACCUUAGAAGAUGCUAUGUACUACAUGGGAGAAGCAUUACGUAAGGAAGUCAUUGACUUGGACACUUAUCUGAAGCAGGUGCGGGCUCUGGCCAGGCGUCAGUUCACUCUGAGAGCUCUAAUGCACAAGUGCAGACAAAAAGCCCAACUGGCUUGUUAAUGAAUUGGCUUGGAAUUGUUGUGAUUUCUUUAUGAAAACCUUCAAUACUCUGGUCAAAAUGCAUUCUCAAAUAUUGAGGUCAAAAUUUAUAUGUAAAUUAUAUCUGAGAAAACUGUUAGUUUCUAUAGGGGUGCAUGAACUUUAUAAAUGGUUGUUUUGAUUGUUUAAAGAGACUGCUUUUUUAAUUUGCAAUCAUAGUUUCUUUAAUCUGUGGCCACAACCAACAUUUGUGAAAAAACCACAAAGAAUGAUCUUAGUUUGUAAAUUAAAAGGAAAAAACCUUGAACAUGUAUCUAUUUAAUGUUUUGCUAUUACUCAGGCCUUAUCUAUGUGGCAUAAAUAAAAUGUGAGUAAAUGGCACAUUUAAAUAUAUUACUAUAAUAUAUUAUUUAACUGAUAUGAACUAUCAACAUUAAUUUACUGAGACAAAAUUAUUUUUGAUUUUAUAUACAAAUACAAUUGGGAAAAUCAGUGUACAUACAGCAUCGAUACUUAGGUUUUACACUUUCCCGUUUGCAUUAUCAAUAAAUAACAUUAAUGAUUUACCAUUUUUGCCACUGAAAUAAGAGAAAAUUAUAUCUAGCCUAUUAUUACCUAGCUUUUUUAUAUUAGUUAAAAUAUAUAACCAAUAUGCUUUCACUUACUUUAGACUUUCGAACAAUACCUUAUUUGUAUAUAGUAUAAGGUGAUAGCAGACCAAGAUAUUUAAACAGUGCAAGCAUGCAUCAUUUCCUCAGUAUGUAGUCAGGACUCUAAAUGGUGACUCAAUUUUCUCCCGAGGCAGCUCACCCUGUAUGUUAUAUAAAGUAAUGUUUGGACAACCACAAAUCAAAAAAUUGCUAAACCAAGGAAGUUUUAAGUGUUUUAACCAUAUAACCUUUGAAACUUAUACAAUUCUCCUAUUUAUUUUUGAAAUAGAUGAGUAAUGACAAUCUUAACCUAUUGAAAUCUCUUACGUAAUCAUAUUUAUUUGUGUGAUAUGCUUUUAUCAAGUAGGAUUCCGACUAAGUUCUCCAAUUGUCAUGGGACCUUGCAUAUUUGCUACUAGACCACCUAACUAUAAAUAUAGUUGUGUGGUUCUUAGCUAUUCUCCUAUUGGCUAAAAAUUAGGAAAUUAAUGUUAUCAAUUUUGCAGUAAGUAAAUUACUCAAUGUCAAUAAGCUCAAUCUAAUACAGUACAAUCUAAUAAGAAUCUACUUAUAAAUAUGAUCUUUUAAUAUGAAAAUCCUACAGAUCGCAUGUGCAUUUGAGCAUCCAUUUUUCUUCUACGUUCAGUUCCCGGGUAUGUCCUUAAACUACGUCCAAAAGAGAGGUAUGGGCAAUGUGAAUGUCAUCUCGCCUUGUGUGGUAGGGCACAGCACAGCAGAUGUCAUUCCAGAUCUAGAGCAGAGCCCAACUGGGGAAGUACCUCCACCUUACAGAAAACCGCAGCCAAAUAACACUUGACCCUACUCAUAGUGUUGUGUUCCUGCCGGUGAGUAAGGUUGCCAGAGCUCAACGAGGGGGUGGGGUUAGGGUUGGCAACGCGCAUGUAACUCAUCCGGAGUUGCAGGUGUACAUAGGCUACGGAGACUGCUUACCAUCAGGCAGGCCGUAUGCUUGUUUGCUACCGACGUAGUAUAAAAAAAAAAAAAGUUCAAUCUAUGGGUCCCUUAUUUUAAUGGUACAUACCUGAUACAGUAAACUAUUAGGUUUAGCGACUUUAGCGUAAUGAAGAUAAGAGCUGUUCAUACCACAAUACGUUUUUAGGUACAGUUGCCAUCAGAUUCAUCGUAGCAGCCAAGGUGCUUGCAUAAAUCUGAACACACUUCUGUUAUCAGAGCAUUAGACGUGUUCCGAUAUUUUUAAGCCAUCGCCUCUAUUGCCAAGGCGUUAGAGUGCGUGUUCAGAUAUUUGUGAGCAUCUCUGCCGCUGCGAUAUAUCUAAUGGUGACUGAGGGCCUACCGCGAACCACGUUCGACGUGUUGCCUCCCUGUCACACUUAGCUACGAAUUUACAAGUGCAAUAGAGAAGCAAAACGUGGUUCGCGGCAGGCCCUCUGUACUGCCAUCUUACAUUUAUCAGCGACUUCCACAUUUUAGCAUAGAAUCUCUACCGGCACUUGAAAACUUUAACUUUAGGUGAAUACAAUGUUAGUUUAAUGUAUUGAGUGCCAUUUUACAGUAAAAAUAAACCUAUCAUGAUAUGAUUACAAGGAGGAUUUUAUCAAUUUUAUUAUGUAAACUAGUAGUGGAUCACGAUUUCCUUGUUUUGUGUCCGAUCUGCCAGGAGACUACCGUGUCACAUGUUGUUAGUAGCAAUGUUGUACCACAUUACAAUAAGUAUGCUUAGUAGAUGUACCAUAAAAUUAAAUGUUUGGCGAAUUUAAAUGCUCCAACACCACGAUUGUAAAAAGUUAAUAUUAUGCUUUUGUUGACGUAUUAUAAACAAUCAUAUUUAUUGAAUAAUUUAUUUAAGUAGUCUAGUUGUUACGCGACGUGACAUGUGAAAUGGGCUAAGGUGUAUUCGAAAAUAGUUAAUUUGAAAAUAAUGGAACUAGGAGUGUUUUUAGUAAUUACCGGAUUUUCAGAACUAUUCGAAGGUACACCUUGUGUUAAGUAAUUUUGAUGGAAUAUAUGAAAUUAAUUUUUAAUAAGCAAAAAUGUUUGCGUACGAUCCUAUUCUCUAAGCUUAGAAUAAAUUUAAAAGUAGAAAAAAUUACUGUCUUGGGUGAGACUUGAACUCACGGCCUCUGGAAAAUAUGAAAUCAGAUAAAUCUGGACUUAAUCUUUUUGGCCUCAGCGCUUAUAAUUAGACCAUGUACCUACAGUCAAAAGAUUUAAUUUGUGACCCAUUUCGUACCUUGUUACAAGUAACAAACAAUAUGAAAGUAGAGUAGAGACCUCAUACUAUUGUCAUGGGUCGUCGUAUAUCGUCAUUGAAAUGGGUCACAAAUUAAAUCUUUUGACUGUACUAUCUAACUUUGAAAGUUGGGUAGGCAUAUUAGGGGUAACAUGAAGACUUGAGUAUUUUCUACAACAUAUUUAAAACUGGGCCUAUCGUGAAUUUAUUUUGUUAAGUACCUUCGUUUUUGACGUUUCGACGCAGGUUUCACGGAUAACAGUUAUCCUAACCGUCGAAACGUCGGAAAUAAAGGUAACAAAAUAAAUUCGCGAUAGACCGGGUUUUAAAUGUGUUCAAAACGCGAAAGUUUUAAUUUUAUAUUUUCGUUGUAUAAAUGUAGCAUUUUCACAUGUUUAGGAACACAAGUUAUUGUUGUCUCAUGCACUUUUUACUUUGACUGGAUUUUAAUAUAAAUGUAAAGUCAAACAUUUGUGCAACCUAUCACAGGUAAAAUAGAGAUAGACCACAAAAAAAAAAAAAAAAUAGCGCUAUUUUUUUUUUUGUGGUCGUUACGUCACUAGUUACCGCAUAAUCUUAUAAGCCGUAAGGGGCCCGGACGGCAUCGGCCUGUCGGUUGUUCGGAACUGUCAACUUUUUGUUCUGACAGGCCGAUACCGUCCGGCGGACUGUUAAUCAGUGGGCCCCUUUACAGCCCCAUCUGUAUCAGUUGUUAAAUUCGUAGCAUGAAUUUGUUAUAUCUUGUACAAUCAAUGAAUCUUUGGCCAUGGUUAAAUUAUUUAUUUUCAGGCAACUAAGACCCAAAAAAAAGUUAAAAUUUUUUGCACUGCACGUUAUUCGUUGUUUCGCAGAAGCGAGUAUAUUUUUGAUUUAUUUUUAGUUUAUGAGGAUUUGUUCCUUUGUACAGUUAUACAUAUUAUAAUAUACAUAUAACUAGCCAUGGUAAGGUCUCAAGAGGUUUACUGUUAAUGAUUUUUGUAUGUCGAUUAAUGUAAGUUUUGCAUUGCCUAGGAUGUUUAGCCGAUGGGCUGCAACUGUCACAAUAAAUAUUAAAAUUAUAUUCGAAAAA